GCAAGAUACAUAUAUAGAGAGAGAUGGCUCCUACGUACACGAUGGCCGGAGGCAAGGGUCCAAACAGCUAUAGUCAGCACUCAACGUAUCAGAGAGCGUUACUUGAAGUCGCAAAGGAAAAGAUCAAUGAAGCUAUCUCGACCAAACUCGAAGUCAACUCAGCUUCCAAUCGCUUUAACAUAGCGGAUUUUGGUUGUUCCACUGGACCUAAUACUUUUCUUGCCGUACAAAACAUAAUAGAUGCUGUGGAAGAGAAGUAUCGCAAGGAAACUCAGCAAAAUCCGGAUGACAACAUUGAGUUCCAAGUCCUCUUUAACGACCACUUGAAGAAUGAUUUCAACACUCUUUUCCAAACACUCCCUCCGACCAAGAAGUACUUUGUUGCUGGAGUUCCGGGUUCUUUCUUUGGCCGUGUUCUACCUCGAGACAGUCUCCAUGUGGGACAUUGUUCUUACUCACUUCACUGGUUGUCCCAAGUUCCUAAAGGGAUCGCGGAUCGUAACUCUCCAGCGUGGAACAAGGACAUUCAUUGCACUGGAUUCUCGGAAGAGGUGGCGGAAGCGUACCAGCAUCAGUUCAAGAUCGACAUGGGAAGUUUCUUGAGAGCAAGAGAAGCAGAACUUGUCUCCGGGGGUUUGCUAUUUCUUCUUGGAUCAUGUCUACCUGAUGGAAUUAAAAUGUCUGAAACAAUGAAAGGAAUGCUUCUAGAUUUCAUGGGAAAUUGUCUCCAUGAUGUAGCUAAAGAGGGGUUAAUCGACCAAGAGGAGCUAGACUCUCUCAAUUUCCCAAUCUACCCGGCACAUGUUGCGGAAUUCAAGAGUGUCAUUGAGGACAAUGGGUGUUUCACUAUAGAAGCGUUUGAGAGAAUAAGUCAUGCGAAUGAAGAACUUCCCUUAGACUCAGAGUUCUUAGUAACCUCAAACAAAGUUACAUUUGGAGGAAUUCUUGAGUCGCGGUUUGGUAAAGAAGCAAUGGACAAGACAAUGGAGCGUAUUGAGGAGAAGUGUCAAGAUAUACUUCCACAGCUUGCGAAUGCCAAAUCCGGAAUGCAAUAUUUCAUAAUGCUUCGAAAGAAAUGAUUCCUAUCAAAUAAAAUAUUGGUGAUGUUUGUUGAUGGCGUUCAGAAUUUCUGUUGUUAAAAAAUAUACUGAGAUGCAACAAUGAGACCGAAUUAUUGUUGUCACUAGCUAGGGAUCGUCAAUUCCACACAAGUGCUGGUUUCUUCGGCUUUUUGUUUUGUAUUUGCCAUUUCGCUACCAAUUUAUAAUUUUGGUUUUGCUAUAUCAUUUUUAAAUCAUGCAGAUUGAAUGUAGUCCUUACUCGGUAUUAUCC
Messenger RNA from Eruca vesicaria subsp. sativa (arugula), 1332 nucleotides. Lineage: Eukaryota; Viridiplantae; Streptophyta; Magnoliopsida; Brassicales; Brassicaceae. The record is from the annotation of a GenBank genome assembly.